Molecule: messenger RNA, 1440 nt
Organism: Tripterygium wilfordii
Lineage: Eukaryota; Viridiplantae; Streptophyta; Magnoliopsida; Celastrales; Celastraceae
Exons: 1
Coding region: 551-1201 (216 amino acids)
Source: RefSeq, a predicted model, not a curated record
AUGAAUCAAGCUUGUAGAGUUCAAAAAAAAGAAGAGGCAAAGGAAUACUGUAAGUUUGAACCCUAAUUUUGAAUUUGAGACAUACAACACCUCGGCUUCUCAUGCCUUAAUCUUGUCUCAAUGUGGUUGCCAUUCGAGGCAAAUUGAUAUUGAGGCUAUUGAAGCCAACAAUUCAUGAGGAUGGACCAAGUCUUCAGCUUAUUUUUUAAGUAAUUCAAGAGAUACAAAAACUAGGAAUUUGAUUGGUCUGCUGCCCACACCCAGCCAGCAAUAGACUGCUCUCUUUUGUAUAACUAGUCUUGGGCAGUGAGCUGCCAUCCAAAGCACUUCCCAAGAGCUCCUCUUGUGGUGGCAUGAUAAGUGCCUUCCUCUGUACUAUACCUUGGAAAUGAAAAAUACUGAAAAGAAGACGACUUGAAAAGUAAGUAAAGUUAAGUGGAGUAGUGGCAGAGUUUCUAUAAACCAAAGAAAAUGAAGAGUCAGGAGCCCAACUCUAUAUAAACCAGUUGGUUACAGUUCAUGUCAAUCAAACUUCAUUGCCAUAGAGCCUAUGGCAUCUGCUAACUUAAGCUUGAAACUUCUGAUAGACACCAAAGACCACAAAGUCCUGUUUGCCGAAGCUGGCAAAGAUGUUGUUGAUUUUCUGUUCAGCAUUCUCUCUUUGCCUGUUGGUACUGUAACCAGACUCCUCAAGGAAAAAGGAAUGGUGGGUACACUUGGAAAUCUAUACCAGAGCAUAGAGGAUUUGAAUGAUGCAUAUAUGCAGCCCAACCAAAGCAAGGACACUCUACUGAUGCCAAAAAUUGCUAACCCAGCUACAAACAUGCCUCUCCUGUUGCCCGAUGUCGUGUCAUCAACAGAUAAUCCUUUCUAUAGGUGCAAUGGUAACAGCUACAGUAACUGUCGCGUUUAUGUGUCAAAUGAUCCAAAUGUUGUCUGUCCUCAAUGCCAGCACCUCAUGAACUUCCAGGCCACCUAUGUUAAGAAACCAAAUAAGGGUGCAUCAUCGUCUACUGAGGGUGGGUAUGUGAAAGGGGUGGUGACAUACAUGAUAAUGGAUGAUCUAGCAGUGAAGCCAAUGUCUACGAUUUCUAGUGUUACUCUCCUCAACAAGUUCAAUGUCAAGGAUUUGGGUGCUCUUGAAGAAAAGGAGGUCAAUCUGUCUAUGGAUGAGGUAUAUUAUCGGUCUAGCAAGCUUUAAACUGGAUAAAGUGCAUGAAUUGAAUUUUUAGUAUAUUUUGGAAUUAAUUAAUUUGACUUAUUGACAGGGUUUGAAAUUGUUGAAGGCUUCUUUGUUGACCAAGAAUGUGCUUACUGAUGCUUUCCUUGCUUGACUAAGAAGGGGACAGAGUAACUAACGACUUGGGUUAAAUAAGUUUUAGAAUUCUGUCUGAAGUAAGGUAAUUGGGAGUAUGAUAGUUGGGUCUGUACCUGCAUGAA